AUGUCACAGCCUAUUCUCACGGUCGAGGGGCCAGUCAAGGCCGCAGACCAGCCCAAGACUUGCGUAAAUCUGCUGCCCGCACGCAUCCACCACGACGGCGAGGUCGGCUCGAUAGACACAUACUGGAAGCCGGCGAUCAACAAAGACGGCACACAAAACGUCGCAUACCUGCGUGGUAGGAAACUCUACGGCAAGACAGUCAAGUUGCCCGAGGGCUACUACGGUGCGGUCGCCAGCAGGCAGGAAAAGAAGAAGCAGCCCGGCGAGGAUGAUGACCAUGCUAUGAACCUCGACGACGGCGACGACGAGUCCUCUGAGGAGCCGCAGGUCGCCUCUCUGCGCAACGAGGGCGUGUUUGACGAGUUUGUCGUCUGGGGCCACGAGUCUGUCGCUGAUGCAGGUGCAGACGCGUAUGUUAGGAGCAUCGAGGAGUGGAUUGGAUUCGCUGAAAAGCUGCAUGCGUAUCCUGCUGCUGUGAAGGAUCCCUCGACUUGA
Microdochium trichocladiopsis is the source of this 495-nucleotide messenger RNA. RefSeq names its product ribonuclease H2 non-catalytic subunit-domain-containing protein. The record is from RefSeq and is a predicted model, not a curated record. The coding region runs from base 1 to 495 and encodes 164 amino acids. Gene Ontology annotation, cellular component: ribonuclease H2 complex. Lineage: Eukaryota; Fungi; Ascomycota; Sordariomycetes; Xylariales; Microdochiaceae. The transcript has 3 exons. Gene Ontology annotation, biological process: RNA catabolic process.